This is a messenger RNA of Adineta ricciae, 1662 nucleotides long. NCBI's taxonomy places the organism in Eukaryota, Metazoa, Rotifera, Eurotatoria, Adinetida, Adinetidae. The record is from the annotation of a GenBank genome assembly.
AUGAAUGUCAUCACAAAAAAGAGUCCAACAACAACAACGACUGCCACAUCGGGCACAUCUUAUCUUUCAAUGAUGACAUCUAGUGUUGCCAGUAACAAUAAUAAUAAUAAUAACAAUAAUCCUAUAAAACGACGUGAAAGUUCAAUUGGCGAAGAUUCGAUCUAUAUAUCUCAAGAUGUGCAUGUACACAUCCAUGGCGUUCAAAUAGAUCAAGAUAAUACAGGAAAAACUCUCCGUUCAUCAGUCAUAACCAGUUCAACAAGUAUUGUUCCUUCAUUACUAUCGUCAUCAAUUUCGAAUAAAACAAGCAACACAACGACGGCACCAAAUACACGACCUGGAUCAAACCCAACAAUAAUGGUCGCAUCAUCGACACUUGUUCCUCCAACAAUUGAUGCUAAGCCGUCUUCUCCAUCGUCGAGCUCACCAUCGUCAUCAACAUUGACACUUCAAACCCGGAAAGACUCGAAUGCAUCCAGCUCGGGUGCUUUUUCUGAACCAUCACGUUCCUUUGGACAAGAAGAAAAUUCUUCCGAUUCAUUAUUUAGUCCAAUCGCAGCAACAGCAGCACAUUUAGUGAUUAAAUGUAACGUAAAUCCGUCGAGUUCAACAUCGACGCCAACGGCUACUCUGACACCACGUGUCAAAGUGACUGUACAACAACCAUCGAUCACUAGUCGACCGUCACGUUUCGAUUCAUCGCCUGAGAAUAUCACACCUUCAUCAUCUCAUUUGAAAACUCCAACAUCUAAUACAAUACCAAUCAUGUCAACAAGUACAACAUCGAGCGCACCGGAAUUUUCGUUAAGUGGCGCAUCGAGUGUCGAUGAUUCUGAUGAUUUAGCACUGUACGAUCAAUACUUAUCUUCUCAUGGAAGACAAUCGAACCCGUCACCUGAACUUCGAAAGAAAAAUUUCGACGAUUGGAUGAAGCUGGAACAAAGAUAUCUACCACGUAGUAAAAGUGAAAUUAACACAGGACCAACAGAACAAUCUCCUCAACAAAAUACUACCAAUCAAAUAAAACCAGAACCAACGUCGUAUGUGAGUGAAGACGACGAUUCAAAUAGUCGAGUAUCUGCUUCAAGUAAUUCAUCAGAUAUGUCAAAAAAGAAGAAGUCGAAAGCAGCAACAAUAGCAAAAGAUUUUAAAUCUCGUGCAGCAAAUUUAAUUCGACGACGUACGACUGAAGCGACACUAUCCGAAAAAAGCCUUAUACCAUCACGCGAAGAUGUUCAAUCAUGGGAGCAAUCAUUUGAUGCUCUUUUACGGCAUCGAUAUGGGCAAGCUUUAUUUCGUGCAUUUCUCCGGACUGAAUUCAGUGAAGAAAACCUCGAGUUCUGGCUCGCAUGCGACGAAUUUCGUUCGUGUAAAGAACCAAAAAGAUCAGGAAAAGCAAAGAAAAUCUAUAUGGAUUUUAUAGCCAUUGGUGCCCCGAAGCAGGUGAAUCUUGAUACUGAAACACGUAUGUCCACUAUAGCUAACAUUGAUAACCCACCAGUGGAUACAUUCGAUCGAGCUCAAAGACGCAUUCAAGGUCUAAUGGAAAAAGAUUCUUAUCAACGUUUCCUCAAAUCGGAAUUAUACAUUAAUCUCCUACGUCGUACAACAUAUCCAGUUCAACGACGAACAACAACUGAAAUCUCUUCAAAACCAUCUUGA